AUGCUACCCGUAGUUAUGUAUAACAUGGAAGGAAGUUCGAAUGCGGUUCCAAAUUCGAAUUUCGGUUUGCUUUUUGACGAUAAUAUAAUUUUAAAUAGUGUUAGGAGUAGGAAGAAAGUAUCUGAACUGCCUAAUUGUCCUGUGUGUAGCUGUACUAUACGUCAAGGCGAAUUAGAGAGUCACUUAGGUUUGGAAGUGGAUAGACUAAAUAAACUUUCUUGUGGUGGUUCUAAGCGUAAAUUGAGCGCUAAUAGCCCGGGCAGCUCUAAUCCGAUGCCUGGAUCUAGUUCUAGUGCGGAUCAAGGCGAUGUGGACGUGAGUGGCUGUUUGGGUAGCGAUGUUUAUCAGGAAUAUAAUAUCUAUGUUGUUAGGGUACACUCAAAUCGUCUAAAGAGACUCCGAGCGCGACGCCGUUCGAGUCCUCCUCCGCAGCAGGGCGAGUGUCCUGUCUGCAAUGCUUCACUGCCAGUGUCCAGACUUCAUAGGCAUGCGUUACGUUGCCUUAAACGAACGGGCGCUGAGAUGGACGAGGAUAUACCGGACACCAGUUCUGAAGAAGGCAGUAUUGAUGUUGAGAACGACGAGCCGGCGGGCUUCGGCGCCGAGUACCAGUGGUGCGGCGAGUGGCGCGUGCGCGCGGCGGCGCUGCAGCGCUCCGACGCGCGCCCCGCCACCGCCGUGCGCCGCGCCUCCAGCGACCGAGCGCUGGUGGUAGACGGCGACGAGGACACCGAGCUGUACGGACCGCCGCAAUACUCGCCAUCGAGGAUAGCGCCUGAUGCUGUAAUACCGGCUGCGGAUGAUGAGACGAACGGACAACCUACUGAUAAUAGUAUAGAUGUACCAGUGUUGAAACCAAAUGGAAUAGUAGAAGCAAGUGCUGAGACUAGAAUACAAGCGCUAAAGGAGAAAAUUAAAGAACUAGAAAAGAAGCAGAAUUCCUCUUUAGAAGCAAAAUGUCUCAUAUGCCUAGGGCCAUAUGUAUCCCCAGCUGUCUCGAUCCAGUGUUGGCAUGUAUACUGUGAGGUGUGCUGGUUACAAUCACUGCGUGCUAAGAAAAUAUGUCCGCAGUGCAACGCUAUCACCACCGCAGACCAUCUGAGAAGAAUAUACAUGUGAAACAUAGUACUUAUAGCUCAAUUUAUGACUCUAAUAUUUGUUUUAUAUGUUAUUUGUAUAUUAUACAGAUUGUAUACAAGCGAUAGGAAUUAAAUUAAGCCACAUACACUACA
This is a messenger RNA of Melitaea cinxia (Glanville fritillary), 1232 nucleotides long. It is a transcript of the gene RNF220, whose product is annotated as E3 ubiquitin-protein ligase Rnf220. Gene Ontology annotation, molecular function: ubiquitin protein ligase activity. The record is from RefSeq and is a predicted model, not a curated record. The transcript is spliced from 9 exons. Gene Ontology annotation, biological process: protein ubiquitination. The coding region runs from base 1 to 1119 and encodes 372 amino acids. NCBI's taxonomy places the organism in Eukaryota, Metazoa, Arthropoda, Insecta, Lepidoptera, Nymphalidae.